UAAGUUAACCUAAAUCUGUCAUUGUCGUAGAGGAAAGUUGUCAUUUUUUUUAGAAACAGUGAGGUGUCUAUUAAAAUCAAUGAAUUUGUAAAGAAAUUGAAUCCGUUUUAACUUAAUUGUUGUUAUUAUAUGGUUCUAAGAGUAUUGGACAUUAGAAAUGGCAGAUCAACAGUUAAGCCAGUUGUCCGUGAAUGAUGAUGAUGAUGUGGUGGACCCAUGGAAUGUGGCAGGAAAAUCAGAAACAGGAAUAGACUAUGAUAAAUUAAUUAAAAGAUUUGGUAGUUCAAAGAUUGAUGAAGAACUUAUUAGUAGAUUUGAAAAAGUGACAGGUCACAAAGCACAUCAUCUGUUAAAACGAGGAGUCUUCUUCUCACAUCGGGACAUGCACAGCAUCCUGAACCUACACGAGGCUGGAAAAAAGUUUUACUUGUACACAGGCAGAGGCCCUUCGUCAGAGAGCAUGCAUCUUGGUCAUAUGAUCCCAUUUAUGUUUACCAAAUGGCUUCAAGAUGUAUUUAAUGUCCCACUGAUCAUACAACUGACUGACGAUGAGAAGGCACUGUGGAGGGACAUCAAAAUUGAAGACGCUCGCCAGAUGGCCUACAACAAUGCUAAGGAUAUCAUUGCUAUUGGAUUUGAUCUUAAAAACACUUUUAUUUUCAACGAUUUGGACUUUAUCGGCCAGUGUCCAGCGUUUUACCAAAACAUGAUCCGGAUACAGAAAUGUGUUACAUACAACCAAGUUAAAGGUAUUUUCGGUUUUGGUGACUCUGACGUCAUUGGCAAGAUCACCUUCCCGUCGAUAGAGGCCGCACCAGCCUUCUCCACGUCAUUCCCGUUCAUAUUUGAUAAUAAAGUUCUGCCGUGUCUAGUCCCGUGCGCCAUCGACCAGGACCCCUACUUCCGCAUGACGCGCGACGUGGCCGCGCGCCUCAAGAUGCCCAAACCAUCGCUCAUUCAUUCCUCCUUCCUGCCCGCGCUCCAGGGGGCCCAGCACAAGAUGUCUGCCAGUGAUCCUAACGCUUCGAUAUUCUUGAACGAUACCCCCAAACAGAUUAAGAAUAAGAUCAAUAAAUAUGCUUUCUCUGGCGGUCAAGCGACGGUAGAAGAGCACAGAGAGAAGGGCGGCAAUACUGAAGUGGAUAUAUCUUACAAGUACCUUUCCUUCUUCUUAGAGGACGAUGACAGAUUAGCGGAGAUCAAGAAACAAUACGAAAGCGGCCAGUUACUAACGGGCGAAUUAAAAAAGAUAGCAAUAGACACGAUAACCCCGUACAUCCAGCAGUACCAGGCGCGGCGCGCGGCCGUCAGCGACGACGUCAUGCGGCGGUACUUCCAGCUGCGGAAGCUCGACUGCUGAACCAUACACUAUUAUUUAUUUUUACUUUUUUAAGAGUGCAAGUGGCCGUGUUAUGUCACAAGGACAUGUCUUUGUUGGAUCAUGUUACAGUGGUAAUUUCGGGGUAAUUAAUACCUAUGUGUUUCAGCACUAUGUCCCGUUUCAUCUCGUAUAUUUCUAAUACGCAUUUCUCUUGUAUGAGUGAAACGAAAGAUAUAUUGUUAUUGUUGUAGUAAAUAUUAUUAUUUAUAGUUAACAAAAAAAAAGACAAAGCUUAUUUUUAACAAGCAUAUAUUACCUCCCGGCCUGUUCCUAGCUAGCUAGUUUCUUAUUUAAAUGGUGAAGACUAAGAAGUACAUUGUGUAUAUAAUAAAUUCUCCACGUUAACUAUUUUUUGUAACCAAAACUCGAUUUAUAGGCAUUCUGUCUUAUCUGAGUGUUAUCCCGGUGUCAUUCGCGGCUGUCCGAACCCGAGCUUAAAAUUCUGAAGAUAUAGGUGUGAUAUUAGGACCUGACAUCAACUCUCUUUAGGAAUACUGAUGUUGACUAUCAGCUGUCAAGGAUUUUUACCCCUAUAACAAAGCGCUAUUAAUGCCAUUUUGUUCCAAGAGUAUUACAUUGUAUGUUUCUUAUAUUACCAUGACAUUAAAUGUCUGCUUGUCUGUUUGUAUGUACUUCGCACGAGUAUAGGCCUUAUUUAUACUAUUGUAAAACUACGGCUGUGCUUGAAGCAUAACAGUAUUGUGACUAUUGCUAAGGAUAAUAAAAUCUGGCAUUUGAUUA
This is a messenger RNA of Plodia interpunctella (Indianmeal moth), 2122 nucleotides long. It is a transcript of the gene TrpRS, whose product is annotated as Tryptophanyl-tRNA synthetase. The coding region runs from base 158 to 1360 and encodes 400 amino acids. The transcript is spliced from 9 exons. Gene Ontology annotation, cellular component: cytoplasm. Lineage: Eukaryota; Metazoa; Arthropoda; Insecta; Lepidoptera; Pyralidae. Gene Ontology annotation, molecular function: tryptophan-tRNA ligase activity; ATP binding. Gene Ontology annotation, biological process: tryptophanyl-tRNA aminoacylation. The record is from RefSeq and is a predicted model, not a curated record.